AUGGUGAAGCUGUUGGUGCUGCUGGCCACGCUGCUGGCCACGGCCUCGGGCUACUUUGUCAGCAUCGACGCGCACGCCGAGGAGUGCUUCUUCGAGCAGGUCACCUUGGGCACCAAGAUGGGCCUCAUCUUCGAGGUGGCGGAGGGCGACUUCCUGGAUAUCGACGUGGAGAUCACAGGACCAGAUAACAAAGGCAUCUAUAAAGGAGACCGAGAGUCCAGCGGGAAGUACACGUUUGCAGCCCACAUGGAUGGGACAUACAAGUUGUGCUUUAGUAAUAGGAUGUCUACCAUGACUCCAAAGAUAGUCAUGUUCACCAUUGCCACUGGGGAGGCUCCCAAAGGACAAGACAUGGAGACAGAAGCUCAUCAAAACAAGCUAGAAGAAAUGAUUAAUGAGCUGGCAGUGGCCAUGAUGGCUGUGAAGCACGAACAGGAGUACAUGGAAGUCCGGGAGAGAAUACACAGAGCCAUCAACGACAACACAAACAGCAGAGUGGUCCUUUGGUCCUUCUUCGAAGCUCUUGUUCUAGUUGCCAUGACAUUGGGGCAGAUCUACUACCUGAAGAGAUUUUUUUUUUUGAAGUCCGGAGGGCUGUUUUAA
This is a messenger RNA of Peromyscus leucopus (white-footed mouse), 603 nucleotides long. Its product is annotated as transmembrane emp24 domain-containing protein 2-like. Bases 1 to 603 code for a protein of 200 amino acids. Gene Ontology annotation, biological process: Golgi organization; intracellular protein transport; endoplasmic reticulum to Golgi vesicle-mediated transport. Gene Ontology annotation, cellular component: endoplasmic reticulum-Golgi intermediate compartment; Golgi apparatus; endoplasmic reticulum. The record is from RefSeq and is a predicted model, not a curated record. The transcript has a single exon. Lineage: Eukaryota; Metazoa; Chordata; Mammalia; Rodentia; Cricetidae.